This is a messenger RNA of Puccinia triticina, 1620 nucleotides long. RefSeq lists its product as uncharacterized. The transcript has 12 exons. Gene Ontology annotation, biological process: phosphate ion transport; transmembrane transport. The coding region runs from base 1 to 1620 and encodes 539 amino acids. Gene Ontology annotation, cellular component: membrane. NCBI's taxonomy places the organism in Eukaryota, Fungi, Basidiomycota, Pucciniomycetes, Pucciniales, Pucciniaceae. The record is from RefSeq and is a predicted model, not a curated record. Gene Ontology annotation, molecular function: phosphate transmembrane transporter activity.
AUGGUCGCAGAAACCGACCCUCUGCCCAAGACCUUAACCUCCUCAGAUGACCACAACAUCACCACACAGACUCGUCUCGCCCCUCACACUAAUGAACUCACCGAACGUCGUCGGGCCGCCCUGGCUGAAAUCGACACUGCCAAGUUUGGCUGGUUUCAUGUCCGCGCCGUCCUCGUCUCGGGCGUUGGCUUCUUCACCGAUGCUUAUGACAUCUUUGCCAUCAACAUCGCGAGUAUCAUGUUGGGGUACGUUCUCAAACAAGGAGCCAGUCUAACCACAAACCAAGAUCUCGGGAUCAAGGUGGCCACACCGGUCGGCACGUUUUGUGGCCAGCUAUUGUUCGGAUGGCUAGCAGAUGUUUAUGGGCGAAAACGGAUGUAUGGGAUUGAAUUGAUGAUUAUUAUUAUAGCGACUGUUGGACAGGCUGUUUCCGGAUCUGGCCCAGGGGCUUCCCUCAUCGGAGUCUUGAUAAUGUGGCGGUUUUUCUUGGGACUAGGUAUCGGCGGUGAUUAUCCACUCUCAGCCUGUAUCACCUCUGAAUUUGCCGCAAUCCGGAUCCGAGGGCGAAUGAUGACUGCGGUGUUUGCUUCUCAAGGCUUUGGUCAGCUUACUGCAGCCAUAGUAGCAGUGGUCGUCGUCAAAGCCUUUGAAGGCUCGAUCAAGGAGGACCUCAUCGCGGGCGAGUCGGUCGAUUACUGCUGGAGGUUGUUGAUCGGACUCGGAGCGUUACCGGGAGCUGUAGCGCUCUACUUCCGAUUGACGAUUCCUGAGACACCGAGAUACACCAUGGAUAUCGAAAGGGACAUUCAAGGUGCCGCUGGCGAUGUUGAUGCAUUUCUUUCGACCGGUGGAUAUGCGCACGAUUAUGAAAAAAACGCGGCUCCUGCCGAAGUGCCCAAAGCUUCUCGCCGUGAUUUCAUCCAUCAUUACUCGCAAUGGCGUAACUUUAAGAUUUUGUUCGGAUGCGCGUGGUCAUGGUUCGCUCUUGAUGUCGCAUUUUAUGGUCUUGGAUUGAACUCAUCGAUCGUUCUGAAAGCAAUCGGCUUUGGAGCCGCAACUACGGGCACCAAAAACGAGCAGAUCUAUCAAACCCUUAUCAAUGUUUCGAGUGGGAAUGUCAUCCUAUCCGUGGCCGGGCUGAUCCCUGGGUAUUGGGUUGCGUUCGCAUUCAUUGAUUGGUGGGGCAGAAAGCCAAUUCAAAUCAUGGGAUUCUCAGUUCUCACAGUACUGUUUAUCAUCAUGGGAACUGCCUAUCAUCAACUUAUUCAACACACGGUCGGCCUAUUCAUCGCCUUCUACUGCUUCGCGAACUUCUUCCAAAAUUUCGGACCUAACACUACCACCUUCGUCAUUCCUGGAGAAUGCUUCCCCACCCGAUAUAGGUCCACCUCUCACGGAAUCUCGGCUGCUUCCGGGAAACUGGGUGCGAUCAUUGCCCAAGUUGGAUUUGCUAGACUGAAGGAUAUUGGGGGAAAGGACCAAUUUAUCGACCACAUCUUCCAAAUCUUCGCUGCCUUUAUGUUUACUGGUUUGCUAUCGACCUUCCUGCUACCUGAAACCAAAGGCAAAUCUCUAGAAGAACUAUCGGGAGAGGACCAAGAUGAGUUUGUACAAUCGUGA